This is a messenger RNA of Aphidius gifuensis, 1538 nucleotides long. It is a transcript of the gene Tango14, whose product is annotated as dehydrodolichyl diphosphate synthase complex subunit Nus1. Gene Ontology annotation, molecular function: ditrans,polycis-polyprenyl diphosphate synthase [(2E,6E)-farnesyl diphosphate specific] activity. The record is from RefSeq and is a predicted model, not a curated record. Gene Ontology annotation, cellular component: dehydrodolichyl diphosphate synthase complex; endoplasmic reticulum membrane. The transcript has 4 exons. The coding region runs from base 245 to 1000 and encodes 251 amino acids. NCBI's taxonomy places the organism in Eukaryota, Metazoa, Arthropoda, Insecta, Hymenoptera, Braconidae.
ACCACGAUGUCACAUCAUCGUCAUCAUUACCAUUGUCAUUAUCAUUAUAAUCCUCGUGAUACACCUCUACACCUGACGCCGGUGCGUGUCUAAUCACUAAAAAACAAUUAAUGAUUCAUAUUACAAUAAUUAACUUAAAUGUAACUAAAUAUUGUGCGUGUGUAUGUGUCUAAGGAGUAAGGACAUAACCAUUCAAUUGAAAUAAUAUUAUGUUGGGUGUAUUAUCGAGUAUUAAAACGAAAAAAUGUCGACAUUGUUGCGACCAGUUUUGUCAAUAAUACACAUAAUUUACACAAUUUACAUACUCAUUAAAACACAAUGGUUUUAUUUAAAUAAUGAGAUUAUCAGAUUAAUAAAUCCAAAAAGUUUAAAACUAAAUGAAUGCAUAUUAAAUGAGUGUGAUACAAGUGGACUUAAAAAAUUACCAGGACAUUUGAUUGUUGUUAUUGGAAGUGAGAAUGUGUCAUUUGUUGAUAUAAUAAAAAUUAUUGGUUGGACUGUUGCACUUGGUAUUCCCCACGUCAGUUUUUAUGAUCAAGAUGGUGUCAUAAAAAAACAAUCAAAUGAAUUUAAAAAAGAAUAUCAAAAAUCAAAACCUGAUUCAUAUCCUAAAAUAACAUGGGAUUUUGAUAAAUUAAAUAACAAUAAAAAUGAAACAAAUAGUUAUAAAAGCACAACAAAGAUUCAUUUUCUAUGUUAUAAAGAUGGAAAAGGUAAUAUUGUUAAUUUAACUAAAGAUAUUGCACAAGCAGUUACACUGGGUGUUUUAAAACAUGAAGAAAUUGAUUCUAAUUUAAUUAAUGAAAAAUUAAGUUAUAAUUUUCCUGAACCCGAUCUUGCAAUUGUUUUUGGUAAUACAUUUUCAACAUUUGGGCUUCUUCCUUGGCACAUACGACUUACAGCAUUUUUUCAUUUACCAACUCAUCAUAAUAUUCCACCAAAGUCAUUUAUAAAUGUUUUGGCAAAAUAUGGUGGUUGUGAACAGAGAUAUGGAAAAUAAACAAAUUGCCUGUAAUUAUGCUCAAAUUAAUUCAUAAAUUAAAGACGAAUAAAAGAAAAAAAAAUAAUUGAUCGUCUUAAUUAUUAUUGUAAUGAAAGAAAAAAAAUUGAUACUGAUCACUGGAUUAGUUUUUAUUAUACAAAAAAAAAAAAAAAAGUUGGCUGAAUUGAAUAUUAAAUUUUUUUUAAAAAUGUAAAAUAACCAUUAGUUAAUUUAAUUGAAAAAUGGUAUUAAUUUAUUAAGUAGCCAAUGCACAGUUUAUUUUUAUUUCAUUAAAAACGAAAGAGAAACUACUUAAAAAAAAAAAAAUCUUCCAAGCCUAUUUUUCACAUUCCAAAAAUGUAAAAUUGGGAAAUACUAAUUAUUUUGCAAUAUUAAAUAUAUAACUAUGUAAAUUUGUAUCUGAAAUGAACUAGAAUAAUAAAUAGAACAGGAUUUCCUAGUCCCUAUAAAUAUGUAUUUUAAAAAAAUAAUAAUUCGAUUGUCGAAAUAAAAAGAGAUAAAUAAAAUUAAAAAUCAUUUUAUUAUUUAAGAUCAA